UCAUUCAGUACUGACUAGAUAGAUAAUAGACGCGGAUCUCUUGAUUCAGUAUUUGCAUUACAGCUACAACCUGCAUAUUAACUAACUUGAAAGCAGUUUGCAUCCACUGCACAGAGAUUUAGAGGAAACUUUACCAGUUGCUGGUUAUUUUCUUCAUUUUGGAUUGAUUCACAGAAGGUCUAUAAUGGAUCUGGUGUGGCUUUUAUACAUUGCAGCGAGUAUCUGCGCUGUGUUCGCCUCAGCUGAGAGACUCACUGUUUUCUGGAAUAGUACCAACUCUAAGUUCCGAUGGGAUGACUAUGCGGUUGAGGUACGCCUGAAUGACUACCUGGACAUCGUCUGCCCUCACUAUCCACUGGGCGAAGUGCCAUCCCAGGACGCAGAGCGAUAUGUGCUCUACAUGGUGGAACGUGAAGACUACGACACCUGUCGUCCGCAAUCCUACGACCAAAUGCGUUGGGAAUGUGGCCACCCUUUCGCUCCUCAUGCUCCCGAAAAGUUUUCCGAGAAGUUCCAGCGCUUCACACCAUUCACCCUGGGAAAGGAGUUUCGACAGGGCGAGAGCUACUACUACAUCUCCAAACCACUGCACCACCACGGACAGGAAUGCCUGAGACUCAGAGUGGACGUCAUUGCCAAUGACGGUUCUCAAGAAGCAAGGGUUGGGCAAGGAACUAAAGUGGGAACUGGGGGAGGAGCUCACACACCGUCUAAUCGGUUACCAGCAGAUGAUCCUGUUGUGGCUCUUCCCGAAGUGCAGAAAAGCACGCGGACGAACUCUGCCAUUUCAUUAGCAUCCUGGACUGUUCUUACAACAUUACUCCCUCUUUUAUUAUUGCUGCUCUUACAGUAGGAUUGGAACGUUGGACUUAUAAGACUGUAAUGACAUUGGCCUGUGUCGAAGCGCACAGUGGUAGCUCUUUACCUCCCAGUGCUGGUCAUCGGGAGAAGCGAACAAGAAGUUGAAUCUCACACCGCCGGCAACGGUGCUGAAUCGAAAAACUGGAAUGAAGAAAGCUUUGAACUUUCGGACACUUCUAAUGAAACAAAAACGAGACGUCAGUAUUUUUCUGGAAAUUUUGUCCACGUAAAAGGGAGUUUUUUUCUCCCUUUUACAUGUUUUUUUAUAUAUAAGCAUCCGACUACUCAAAACCUGGAUAAGAAAGAACUCAAACUAGCAGUAAUGGGGAAUUUAGGUUAGCAUGUACAUCAAAUUUGGACGACCCCUCAAAAUGAAGGGACGCGAGCCAAGAAUGAGCCAAAGAGCUUCUCACAGAGGAGUCCAACAAUCCAAUUUAAAAAUUUUUUUCUCAUGUUUCCUCGAAAUAACUGAGUUUCGUAUUAAUUUAUGUAGCAUCCAAUCAAUGGAUCUUAUUCUCACUUUCUCCUGGUUUUACACGACUGUGUGCUGUACCUCGAUUUACCCUGGAAAUACAGCACAGAACACACACCAACCCAAUUUCCACUGAAAUGGUGCUGAUUUGGCAUCAUGUUGGAGGAAAACAAGGGUCAUCCAAUACUGUUUACCAAACCCACUGACACACUUCCUUUCAGAAAUGCUGUGUUGUUUUUGUACAUUCGUUGUUUAAAGAGUUAGUAAGUUAUUAGAAUUGCUGCAGAACAAAAUACUGUAUAUAGUGAGCAACAAUGUUUACCGUGUGUGUGCAUGUGAGAGAGAGAGAGAGAGAGAGAGUCUGUAGAUGAAAGAUAAGAGGAAAAGCUUAAGAGUGUGUGUGUUAGCAGAGGAUCUGUCAUGGUCUGACCUGGGAUCAGCAUUUAAACUGCCAAGCACAAUCAUUGAGAAGCACACAAUCACAAUACAAAACAGGACAACUGGAAGCCAACAUGAGGGAUUUUUUGCAAAACAGGCUCAUUGUGAAAACGUACCCCGUAUACAUUUCUGGAGAGCGUGAAUUAUGUAGCCAGAGCUACGUAUGGCUGCAUUUCGUCUUUAAAACGAACGCUACAGGGUGGUAUGAUGCCGCUGAUGGCUUCUGUUUCUUUCCGCACUGCCAGCUUACCACUUACCUCCUUGUGAACAACUUUACCACUGUUACCAGUUUAUCUGGUGGCUUGCCGUGUACGUCGGCAGACUUGAGAUGCAGAGAAGAGUUGACUGUAAUGACAGGGUUUGAGUCCGAUGAAGAACAAUUCCAGACAGCAGAUAAAACUAGAACAAAAGGCGGAAAAUAAAAUAAACAAAUAAAAAAAAUGGAGUGAGAAUGUGGAAAGAUAUGAAAACAUCAUAAAAGUCAGGCUUUUCUUUUUCUGGGUUGCUUUUGAAAACACUAUCGGUUGGGUUUAGGAAAGGGGGUGAUUGGGUCAAUCGGUGCUUUUGAAAAUGCUAUCGGUUGGGCUUAGGGAAAGCGGUUGGAUGGGGUAAUCGGUCGGUUGGUCAGUCAGUCAGUAGACAGCGGCCUCUGGUAGAUUUACAUGAGAACAGCAGGCUUGAAUGGAACUCGCAAGAGAAAUUUGAGAUCUUAAAAGCAUACACAGUGGCCUCUAGUGGAUUCGCAAAAACAAAAACUGCUAAAAAAAAAGUACCUCGUAGAACGUAUUUCGCAAUCUCCAGAAAUGUAUAUAGGGGUACGUAUUGUCUAUCUUAGUUUCUUUCAGCCACACCUUCUUGUUACCAUGUU
Danio rerio (zebrafish) is the source of this 2639-nucleotide messenger RNA. RefSeq names its product ephrin-A1a (gene efna1a). The record is from RefSeq and is marked validated. Gene Ontology annotation, molecular function: ephrin receptor binding. Gene Ontology annotation, cellular component: membrane; plasma membrane. NCBI's taxonomy places the organism in Eukaryota, Metazoa, Chordata, Actinopteri, Cypriniformes, Danionidae. Gene Ontology annotation, biological process: ephrin receptor signaling pathway; positive regulation of intracellular signal transduction.